CUGUGACGUCAUAAGGCUGUGCUUCGCUCCUCCGUCUGUGAUUCGGCUGAAAGGUGAAGAACCUGAGAUCCAUACACGAUUAUCAAGAUGAUGUUCAUUAAAGAGGAAAGUGAAGACUUCAGGAUAGAAGAAGUAUUCAGUCUGAAACAAGAAGAGACUGGGGAACAAACAGACCUGAUUGAGGAGAGUCAAGAGCUGAAUGAUUUGGAAAAGAAAAAGCAGAAUGAGAAAGAUCAUGAUUUAAAAAUUGGAAAAAAGAUGGAAUCUAACAGUUUUUUAAUCUGCCGUCUUUGUGGAAAGAGUUUCAAUCGAAAACAGAACCUUGCGCUCCACAUGAGAGUUCACACUGGAGAGAGACAUUUUAUCUGUAAACAGUGUGGAAAGAGUUUCACUCAAAGUGGAAACCUUAAAAUUCACAUGAGAAUUCACACCGGAGAAAAGCCUUAUAAUUGCUCUCAGUGUGGACAGAGAUUUACAAAUAAAGGCAACUUAAUUUACCACAUGAGAACUCACAGUGAAGAGAGCUUGUUCAUCUGCCCACAGUGUGGGAAGAAUUUCCCUCAAAAACAAAACCUGAAAGUCCACAUGAGGAUUCACACUGGAGAGAAGCCUUACAUUUGCACUCAGUGUGGAAAGGGUUUUACUCAUAAAGGCAACCUUAGUUCCCACAUGAGUACUCACACUGGAGAGAAGCCUUAUACUUGCUCUCAGUGUGGACAGAAAUUUUCACAUAAAUGCAACCUUAAUUCCCACAUGAGCACUCACACUGGAGAGAAGCCUUACACUUGCAUUCAGUGUGGAAAGAGUUUUGCUCAUAAACCCAGUCUUAAUAAACACAUGCUAAGUCACACAGGAGAGAAGCGGUUUGCAUGUGCUCAAUGUGGAAAGAGUUUUGCUCAUAAACACACUCAUAAUAACCACGUGAGAAGUCACACAGGAGAGAAGCGGUUUGCAUGUGAUCAAUGUGGAAAGCGCUUCACAACAGAACUAAGCCGUAGAUACCACAUGACCAUUCACACCGGAGAGAAACGGAUCUUAUGUGGUCAAUGUGGAAGGAGUUUCACGCAUAAAGUAAGCCUGAAAUACCACACAAGGACUCACUCAGGAGAAAAAUGUUUUAUAUGUCAUCUGUGUGGAAAGAGUUUUAGUCUUGAAUGUGGUCUGAAAAACCAUAUGAGAGAUCACGCUGAAGAGAAUUCCUUCACCUGCAAACCUGACUGAACGUUCAUUGCUGCUGAGUGUGAACCAAAUCUGAUUGUACACCUUUUAUUUUCAACAUUCACCUCUAUCUACAUUAUCCACCUAUGUUAUCUUGAGGCUACAUCUGACCAUCUCCUUUGCUGUAGUUUCAAGUAAUAAGCAUUUAUAUUUACAUUAAGUCCAAAUGAACUUAGAAAUUGUAAGCAACAUUUAUUUAAAUAAAAUAUUCAAUAGAAAAGGAA
Messenger RNA from Carassius auratus (goldfish), 1442 nucleotides. RefSeq names its product gastrula zinc finger protein XlCGF8.2DB-like. Gene Ontology annotation, molecular function: DNA-binding transcription activator activity, RNA polymerase II-specific; RNA polymerase II cis-regulatory region sequence-specific DNA binding. The transcript is spliced from 3 exons. Gene Ontology annotation, cellular component: nucleus. Lineage: Eukaryota; Metazoa; Chordata; Actinopteri; Cypriniformes; Cyprinidae. The record is from RefSeq and is a predicted model, not a curated record. Gene Ontology annotation, biological process: regulation of transcription by RNA polymerase II. The coding region runs from base 88 to 1221 and encodes 377 amino acids.